UCGUCUUUUCGCUGGUGUGUGUAAACUGUUGUGUAAAAUAUGCGGUACAGCCAUUUCCUCCCUUCUUUUCAGCUCAGCCGUUGGCUGUGGCGUUUCCCCCCACGCGCCUUGAAUGCAGCCAGGCGGUGUCAUCCUCCAAUGGGAAGCGCCCACAAUAAGCAGCGGUCUGUGCGGCUCCAUAUUGGAUCUUCUUAGAAAUACGCUGCGCCGGAGGUGUACCUGCGUAUGUUGUCCAAUGUACAGUCGGGUCUGAGCUUAGGAUUGAGGCAUGAGGGAGGUAGCCGACAAAGGCGCCUUUACAAACAAAUCUUGUUCGGAGCUUUGUUUUAUAGAACAGCGCAAUUCGCUUGGUUUUUAACGGGGAUGAGAAAUUAGAUUAGAGACGCAUCCGAAGAACGCAGCAGAAGUGGCAUGAAGGCGAAGGAAGAAUUAAUUGGAUUGAGAUAACGCCACGCAGGCAUAAUGUUCACGCUCACUGAGGUUGCAUCCUUGAACGACAUCCAGCCGACAUAUCGCAUCCUAAAACCAUGGUGGGACGUCUUCAUGGACUACCUGGGGAUAGUCAUGCUCAUGCUGGCCAUAUUUGCCAUGACCAUGCAAAUCACCAAGGACCAGGUGGCUUGUCUUCCAUGUCUGGAGGAUUCAGAGGGGUCCUCGGGAACUAAAGCUAACUCAUUCCCCCAGCAGAGCACAGACGAAGCAGCCACCAGUGCCCCUGUGGUAACCGCCGGCCCCUAUGUCACCAAGGACCUACCAGACGAAGCUGUCCGUGAGAUUGACGUCACACACAAACACACAGCAGUGGUGACAGAGACGUAUGUUAACCAGCCUCAACCAUCGGGGAUCAAGACCAAUCUGGACUUUCAACAAUAUGUCUUUGUCAACCAAAUAUGUUACCAUGUUGCCUUACCCUGGUACUCCAAGUACUUCCCAUACCUCACUCUCAUCCACACAAUUAUUCUCAUGGUCAGUAGCAAUUUCUGGUUCAAGUACCCUAAAACGAGUUCAAAGAUUGAGCAUUUUGUUUCUAUUCUGGGAAGGUGUUUUGAGUCUCCUUGGACAACAAAGGCUUUGUCUGAAACAGCUUGUGAGGACUCGGAGGAGAACAAACAGAGGCUGACCGGCACCUCUUCAGUACCAAAAAAUCUGUCUUUAGAGGAGAGGGAUGAAAGCCCAAGAGACAGCGCAUCCACACCCAUGCUUGGGGUGAAGUUUUCUGCAGAUAAGCCCGUCACGGAGGUCCCAAGUAGUAUGACAAUUCUGGACAAAAAAGACGGGGAGCAGGCCAAAGCCUUAUUUGAGAAAGUGAGAAAAUUCAGAGUUCAUGUGGAGGACAGUGAUUUUAUCUACAAGCUUUAUGUAGCACAGACCAUUGUCAAAACUGUCAAGUUUAUUUUGAUAUUGUGCUACACUUCGACAUUUUUUACUAAAAUAAGUUUCACACACAAUUGUGAACCUGAUAUUAAGCAGCUAACAGGAUACACAAGAUUCUUCUGCACACACAGCAUGGCUUUCAUGCUGAACAAGCUGCUUAUUAGCUACAUGGCCCUGAUUUUGAUUUACGGGAUGAUGUGCUUGUACUCUCUCUUCUGGGUGUUUCGACGACCUUUGAAAGAGUACUCUUUCGAGAAGGUCAGGGAAGAGAGCAGCUUCAGUGACAUUCCUGAUGUCAAAAAUGACUUUGCAUUUCUCUUACACAUGGUUGAUCAGUAUGACCAACUCUAUUCUAAGCGCUUUGGUGUCUUUUUGUCCGAAGUCAGUGAAAACAAGCUGAGGGAGAUCAGCCUCAAUCACGAGUGGACCUUUGAAAAAUUGAAACAGCUUGUGACCCGUAAUGCACAGGACCAACAGGAGCUGUACCUCUUCAUGCUCUCCGGACUUCCGAAUGCAGUGUUUGACCUCACAGACUUGGAAGUGCUUAAGCUGGAGCUGAUACCUGAGGUGAGGUUCUCGGCAAAGGUCUCUCAAAUGACGAGCCUGCAGGAGCUGCACCUGUGCCACUGCCCUGCCAAGGUUGAGCAAACAGGGUUCACUUUCCUCCGUGACCAUCUUCGCUGCCUUCAUGUCAAGUUCACUGAUGUUGCUGAGAUCCCAGCCUGGGUCUAUUUGCUGAGGAGUUUAAGGGAGCUUAACCUAAUUGGCAACUUGAGCUCAGACAAUAACAAAGCAAUUGGGCUAGAUUCCAUGCGAGACCUGAGGCAUUUGAAGACAUUAUGCUUGAAGAGCAACCUCACUAAAAUCCCCACAAACAUCACAGAGCUUUCACCACAUCUGAUUAAGUUAGUGGUGCACAAUGAUGGUACAAAACUACCAGUACUGAAUAGUCUCAAAAAGAUGACCUGUCUAAUUCACCUGGAGCUGUACAGUUGCGAACUGGAGAGGAUUCCCCACGCUAUUUUCAGCUUGACCAACCUACAGGAGCUCGACCUUAAAUCAAACAAUAUCCGAACCAUAGAGGAGAUCAUCAGCCUACAGCACCUCAAGAGGCUGACAUGCCUCAAACUGUGGCACAACAAAAUUAUCACCAUCCCAAACUCCAUUGGGCUGGUCAAGUCUCUGGAGUCUCUCUACCUGUCCCACAAUAAACUCGAGUCCCUGCCUCCAGCUUUGUUCACUCUACCUAAACUGCGGCACUUGGACCUGGCCCACAACUCCAUCACAGUGCUCCCUCCAGAUGUGGGUCUGCUCCACAACCUCCAGCACCUAGCCAUCAACUCCAACAAGCUGGAUGUGCUCCCCAAGACUCUGUUCAAAUGCAUCAAGCUUAAGGUGCUGUGUCUGGGGAACAACGCACUCACCAUUCUGCCAGAGCUUGUGGGGCAACUGGUCCAGCUCACUCAGCUGGAGCUGAAAGGAAACUGUCUGGACAGACUGCCUGCUCAGCUCGGAAACUGCCGCCUGCUGCGCAAAAACGGCCUGGUUGUGGAGGAGCAUCUCUUUGACGCCCUGCCUGUGGAGGUUAAGGAGAGCAUCAGCCGUGAGACCAGCACAACCUUUACAAGCGGUUUAUAGCACAGAAACCACCAUGGCAACACAGAGCAGCUCUGGUGGUUCAUGACAAGCCUGUAAAAUGGACCGAACACUUGGCCAUCUAUUAUAAUAUCCAUAAAAAAGAACACAUUUUGUUGAUUAUUUUAAUGGGUUUGUGUAUUACAGCUUUUUUUUUAGCUUUUCUUGUUCAUGAUUAUGUAUCUAAUUUAGCAUUUUUUGGCCUUUUUUCAUCUCUGAAUAAUAAGAUUGUAAAUUUUGCAUCUCUGUGUAAUACUGUAUAGAAACGGUCUGCUCUAAUGAUGUAGUUUUAUCAUUAUUGUAUUAGGGACUCAGGUUAUAACCUCAGAGAGCAAUCUUUUGCCUUAACUGCUACUGUUUUUACAGUGCAUGCUUUCAGAAACAAAAGGCCAAAUAUAAAUAUUUCAUCUUGUCUAUUUAUCAUACAACCUCUAUCCACACAGCAAUUUUCAUGCAGGAUGUUAUGGAAUUCGACACAAUGCAAUGCUCCUUUCUUGGUAGUAUUUAACCUUAGUUGAAAUCUUGCAGUAUGACCUUUAUUUUCCUUGAUGUCUUGUAGCUAACAUAUUAAGUUUAGGGAUGUAAAACUCAGGUGGAGACUAAACAGCAGAAAUGACCCUUUAGGGAUUGUAUACUGAGGCCUAUAGUAAUUCAUUUGCACAUUGAAAACCUAAAGAUUUAAAAAUUGAUGAAUGUCCUUUGUGAUAUUGUCCUAAGACCAGUAUGAGCUGACAAAAGAGAAAUCGGUUAUCUAUCUUUUUUUAAACACUGCUUUAAAAUUUGACAUGUGAUGAAACUUGUCAGAGGUAGGACUGAUUAUUUACACGACCGUCAUGUGAUGAUGACCAACAUGUCUGCUUUCGAUUUUCUCAAUGUAUUUUGUAUAGGCCUAUAUACUGUAUGUGUUCUUUACAGCUGUACCACCUUGGUGACCCUAUGCUGAAAAGUCACAACUUUAUGGCACAAUAAAACAAGAUUUUA
Monopterus albus (swamp eel) is the source of this 3990-nucleotide messenger RNA. RefSeq names its product leucine rich repeat containing 8 VRAC subunit Da (gene lrrc8da). Gene Ontology annotation, cellular component: cytoplasm. The record is from RefSeq and is a predicted model, not a curated record. Gene Ontology annotation, molecular function: protein binding. The coding region runs from base 463 to 3012 and encodes 849 amino acids. The transcript has 2 exons. NCBI's taxonomy places the organism in Eukaryota, Metazoa, Chordata, Actinopteri, Synbranchiformes, Synbranchidae.